AUGGGGCCCCUUUACUCUCCUGGCCCGGGACUGAAGUACCCCUCUGACGGUGGCCCGGAGUCUGACUAUCCCCUGCACAUCAAGAGCCUCACCAACCCUGCACACAAACAUGACCCCCCUACUCUGCUGUAUUGGUCGCAAGGCCGCACUAUGCAGGGUGCCCAGGCUGCAGGGAGCCCAGGGGGCCCAGGCUGCAAAGGGCCCAGGCCGCAGGGGGCCCAGGGAGACCAGGCAUCAGGGGGCCCAGGGAGACCAGGCAUCAGGGGGCCCAGGGAGACCAGGCUGCAGGGGGGCCAUGCCGCAGGGAGCCCAGGCUGCAGGGGGCCCAUGCCACAGGGAGCCCAUGCCGCAGGAGGGACAGGGAGACCAUGCCGCAGGGGGCCCAUGCCGCAGGGAGACCAUGCCGCAGGGAGACCAAGCCGCAGGGGGCCCAAUGCCGCAGGGGGCCCAGGGAGACCAGGCCGCAGGGGGCCCAUGCUGCAGGGGGCCCAGGGAGACCAGGCCACAGGGGGCCCAUGCCGCAGGGGGCCCAGGGAGACCAGGCCCAGGGAGACCAGGCCGCAGGGGGCCCAGGUAGACCAGGCCGCAGGGGGCCAAGGGAGACCAGGCCGCAGGGGGCCAAGGGAGACCAGGCCGCAGGGGGACCAGGCCGCAGGGGGACCAGGGAGACCAGGCUGCAGGGGGGCCAUGCCGCAGGGAGCCCAGGCUGCAGGGGGCCCAUGCCACAGGGAGCCCAUGCCGCAGGAGGGACAGGGAGACCAGGCCGCAGGGAGCCCAGGCCGCAGGGGGGCCAUGCCGCAGGGGGACCAAUGCCGCAGGGGGCCCAGGGAGACCAGGCCGCAGGGGGCCCAUGCCGCAGGGAGCCCAGGCCGCAGGGGGGCCAGGCCGCAUGGGGGCCAUGCCGCAGGGGGACCAAUGCCGCAGGGGGCCCAGGGAGACCAGGCCGCAGGGGGCCCAGGGAGACCAGGCCGCAGGGGGCACAGGGAGACCAGGCCGCAGGGGGCACAGGGAGACCAGGCCGCAGGGGGCACAGGGAGACCAGGCCGCAGGGGGCACAGGCCGCAGGGGUUUUCUAGCAGGAGGAAGAGUGCUUCCAUCCUCACGUGA
Molecule: messenger RNA, 1107 nt
Organism: Pseudophryne corroboree (corroboree frog)
Lineage: Eukaryota; Metazoa; Chordata; Amphibia; Anura; Myobatrachidae
Product: collagen alpha-1(I) chain-like
Exons: 2
Coding region: 1-1107 (368 amino acids)
Source: RefSeq, a predicted model, not a curated record